GGUUCGGAUAUACUGUUACAUGAGCAGGAGCUGGCCACCACCAACACCACGGGCAACGCCCCGAUGGACAAGUGCACCCCCGUUAAGUAUAAGCGCAGCGCUGGUGGCAUGAAGUCCUCGGGCUCGAAGGACAAGGCGGCGCCACAGCCCGCGGCACCGAGCGGGGAGUGCAGCAAGGUGCUCGGCGAGUCGACGCGGCUCGAC
This is a messenger RNA of Prorocentrum cordatum, 204 nucleotides long. The record is from the annotation of a GenBank genome assembly. NCBI's taxonomy places the organism in Eukaryota, Dinophyceae, Prorocentrales, Prorocentraceae.